GCAGCGCUUUGGAGAUCCCGAGGAUCUGUAUCUUGCUUCAACAGUGUUUGGACGGAACAGACCCGGGGACUCCCACUUUAUUCACUUCCAGCCGCCUUACAAGUCUCUCCAGUCGCAGCCUCCGGGACCAUCUCCUUGCUGUCUUCGGCUCCUAGGACCAGCCAGCCCCGUCUUCGCGGUUAGCUCCAUACUCCGGAUCAGCCAUGACCUCUCAGAUUCGUCAGAAUUAUUCCACCGAAGUGGAAGCUGCCGUGAACCGCCUGGUCAACUUGCACCUGCGGGCCUACCUCUCUCUGGGCUUCUUUUUUGAUCGGGAUGACGUGGCUUUGGAGGGCGUAGGCCACUUCUUCUGCGAAUUGGCCAAGGAGAAGAACCUGAACCAGGCCCUCUUGAAUCUGCACGCCCUGGGCUCUGCCCGCAUAGACCCUCACCUCUGUGACUUCUUGGAAAGCCACUUCCUGGAUAAGGAGGUGAAGCUCAUCAAGAAGAUGGGCAACCACCUGACCAACCUCCGUAGGGUGGCAGGGCCACAACCAGCGCAGACUGGCGUGGCCCAGGCAUCUCUGGGCGAGUAUCUCUCUGAGUGCCUCACUCUGAAGCACGACUAGGCCUUUGUGCCUUCCAAGGGGCUCCCUCCUCUGCUUUGCACCGGCCGCCUCAGCACCUCCACCCGAAUGAACCUCUAAAGCCACUAGGCAGCUUUGUAACCGCCCUGGAGCCUCUUCCAGGUCUCAGACCAAGUAA
Molecule: messenger RNA, 744 nt
Organism: Rattus norvegicus (Norway rat)
Lineage: Eukaryota; Metazoa; Chordata; Mammalia; Rodentia; Muridae
Product: ferritin light chain 1-like
Source: RefSeq, a predicted model, not a curated record